AUGACCAACCUACUCUUCACUGCUGCCAGUACAGUCAAGGAAGAGCUCGAGAAACUGUUAAACCGUGAAGCGUCCGCGCUUAACAGGGAACUUGAGGUUGAACGGAUCCUCAAAGCUUUCAAACUUAACCCUUACGAAAUCCUCGACAUAGACGAAUCUAUACCAACAGAGCAGGUCAAGAGGCGCUACAGACAACUUUCGCUCUUCAUCCACCCCGACAAGACCCCACACAAACGCGCACCGGAAGCCUUUGAUCUCCUUAAAAAGGCCGAAUCGGAAUUGAGCGAUGAAAAGAAACGUGCAGAAGUUGACGCAACAGUUAUGCAAGCUCGUAACCUCCUCCUCAGGGAGCAUAAACUGCCUACGAACAUUGAAGACACCGACCCUCGUCUAAAGGACCUCAGUCCACCGUUUCGCACCCAACUGCGCCUGAAGUGUAAGGAGAUAAUGAUUGAUGAGGAGGUCCGGAGACGAAAAGCCAUCAAGAUGAACCUCGCAAAUGAAGGUCUUGAAGCCCAACGUCAAGAAGCCGAACAGCUCGCGAAGAAACGCAAAGCUGAGGCAGACAAAGUGUGGGAAGAAACCCGAGAAGAACGAGUCGGCAGUUGGCGCAACUUCGCAUCAGGCUCAAAGAAGAAGAAACAAAAGACAAAGCCAAACGUUCUAGGAUGAAUAUCUGGUCAUCUAUUCCAUCGACCUUCUACCUAGUAGUCUCUGCUCUGCCUUACCCUCUCCUCGCAUUCUUGUUUUUCUAUUAACUAUUCUUGUGCUUAUCUAGAC
Molecule: messenger RNA, 780 nt
Organism: Fomitiporia mediterranea MF3/22
Lineage: Eukaryota; Fungi; Basidiomycota; Agaricomycetes; Hymenochaetales; Hymenochaetaceae
Product: DnaJ-domain-containing protein
Exons: 7
Coding region: 1-672 (223 amino acids)
Source: RefSeq, a predicted model, not a curated record